Liolophura sinensis is the source of this 830-nucleotide messenger RNA. Its product is annotated as PE-PGRS family protein PE_PGRS26-like. The transcript has 10 exons. Lineage: Eukaryota; Metazoa; Mollusca; Polyplacophora; Chitonida; Chitonidae. The coding region runs from base 11 to 718 and encodes 235 amino acids. The record is from RefSeq and is a predicted model, not a curated record.
GAAGGUCAUCAUGGUGGAUUAUAGAAAGCUCGCAGCGCUGUGCGCCUUACUGCUGCCUCUUGUGGCUGGUGCCCUGGUGAAAAGAGCACCAUAUCAGUUUCAGGAGGUAGGUGGCGACGCUGGGGCAGCCGGCGGUGGAACCACACCUGGGUUUAAAAGAUCACCAUAUCAGUUUCAGGAGGUAGGUGGCGACGCUGGGGCAGCCGGCGGUGGAACCACACCUGGGUUUAAAAGAUCACCAUAUCAGUUUCAGGAGGUAGGUGGAGACGCUGGGGCAGCCGGCGGUGGAACUACACCCGGGUUUAAAAGAUCACCAUAUCAGUUUCAGGAGGUAGGUGGCGACGCUGGGGCAGCCGGUGGUGGAACCACACCUGGGUUUAAAAGAUCACCAUAUCAGUUUCAGGAGGUAGGUGGCGACGCUGGGGCAGCCGGCGGUGGAACUACACCCGGGUUUAAAAGAUCACCAUAUCAGUUUCAGGAGGUAGGUGGCGACGCUGGGGCAGCCGGCGGUGGAACCACACCUGGGUUUAAAAGAUCACCAUAUCAGUUUCAGGAGGUAGGUGGAGACGCUGGGGCAGCCGGCGGUGGAACUACACCUGGGUUUAAAAGAUCACCAUAUCAGUUUCAGGAGGUAGGUGGCGACGCUGGGGCAGCCGGUGGUGGAACCACACCUGGGUUUAAAAGAUCACGUGAGUUCACGUCCUGGCACGUGAUUUAAACUGCGCCAAAAUCACCGUUCCGCUACAUUUAGUGCAAUAACGGGCCGUUAUGUUUUCAUUUGGGUAUUAGGCCUGUGAUAUAUUUUGGACAUUCUCUUGGGUGGAAUCACA